Molecule: messenger RNA, 2634 nt
Organism: Aethalodelphis obliquidens (Pacific white-sided dolphin)
Lineage: Eukaryota; Metazoa; Chordata; Mammalia; Artiodactyla; Delphinidae
Gene: TMEM247
Product: transmembrane protein 247
Cellular component (GO): endoplasmic reticulum
Source: RefSeq, a predicted model, not a curated record
CUUUGAGGGCCUGAAUGGAGCAAAAAGCUGGAGGAAGGCUGAAUUGAUUUUCUCUGUCUGUCUGAGCUGAGAUCUUGGCCUUCUCCUGGCUUUGGACUGGGACUUAUACCAGCGGCAGUCCUGGUUAUUAGGCCUUCAGACUCAGACUGGAAUUCAUGCCACCAGCUUUCAUGAGUCUCCCACUUGCAGACAGCAGAUCGUGCCACUUCUCGGCCCCCAUAAUCACAUGAGCCAGUUCUUUAUAAGUUCUAUUUGAAUUUAUAAGGCUGGGCUCCUAUUGGUUUUCUGGAGAACACUAAUACAAGCCCUGUCUCCUUGGUCUUUAGAUGGCCAUCUUCUCCCAUCUUCACAUCAUCUCCUUCUGUGCAUGUCUGUGUCCAAAUUUCCUCUUCUAAGGACAUCAGUCAUAUUGGAUUAGGACCCACCCUAAUGACCUUAUUUUAACUUAAUCACCUCUGUAAAGACCCUAUCUCUAAAUAAAGUCACGUUCUAAGGUCCUUGGGGUUAGGACUCCAACAAAUGAAUGUGCGGGGCGAGGGCACAUAAUUCAGCCCAUAACAGGGUUUGCGGAGCUAAUCGUGACUCAUCUCAAUACAGGCUGCAUUUAAAAGAGGAACUCAAGAGAACAGAUUUCAGAUGAUGGAACUCUGGAUUUCAAGUGCUGGGAUUCUAGUUUUCACAGCAGUCCCUAGGGGUGGCAAAGGCCCAUCCUACAGCUCUUAAUAAUGGCGCCUCAAAGGUAUCACACCCUCUGCCAAAGGGGCCUUAGCAACUGGUGGAAUGUGGGUUAUUAUGAGGACAGGGCAUUGUGAUGGUGGCCAGGCUGUGGAAUCUUGUGAGGCCAAAUGUUAAUGCCUCAAAAGAUGUCCUUUGGCCCCAACCGGCAGUAUUGUGGUUUUCUGGAUGGCAACAGAGGACAGGGAGAUGAUGGAAGGCCGGGGGGCAGGAGAAAGCUGCCCAACCUUCCCCAAGAUGGUGCCUGAUGACCCCAUGUCCGAAGGGAAGUCAAAGGUUUCUUUGGCCCAGGAGGCAGAGUCCCCCAAGCCAGACUCGUCCUACGACUACCAUGAGGAGAUGGAAACUUGUGAGGACAGAGGCUGCCCGGGGCCACCUAAGUCACUCUCCUCCAAGGCCGGCCCCGCCACCACCAAGGGCCAGGAGGGCGAUGGACCUGAACGCGCAGAGCCACCCCUGGCCCCAGCCGCAGCGGCGCCGGGGACCCCAGGGCCCCAGCGAAACGAUGAGAUGGAGCUGGAGAAGAUGCGCAUGGAGUUCGAGCUCGAGCGGCUCUGGUACCUGCAGGAGGAGAACGAGCGGCAGCGGCAGCACGAAGAGGUGAUGGAGCAGCUGCGGCAGCAGGCGACACCCCGCCUGUUCUCGGGAGGCCUCCAGGAUCUCCUGCUUCCCCAGAACCAAUUCGCCAUGUUCCUGUACUGCUUCAUCUUCAUACACAUAAUCUAUGUCACCAAGGAGAUGGUCUUCUUUCUCUUCUCCAAGCACUACCUGUUCUGCAUCGUGGCCAUGUUGCUCUGUUUGAUUAAAACUUUAUGGUCAUACUUCCAAGUGCCUUUGCUCUCUCCAACACUGGGCACCUCCUUCCCUCACCUAUGCCUCCCUCCCAUCAGAACUUGCUGUUAGGAAAUGUUUGCUGUCAACCAUUUACACCUUAGUGUGGAGAAACAUGUUGUUCAGGCCUUCUACUAAGCCUGAGUCCCCACUGUGGAUGAAGAUGCUUUAUUCCCCAAGAGGAGAAUUUCAGAAGGUAGCAGGCCAGGGAAGUAUCUGUAGGGAGAAGGGUUUAGAAAGCCUUUCCAGAAUCACAGAAAUCAUACCAUGACCAGGCUGACUUGGGAUCCACCACCUCUACUCAGAUAGAUCUUCCCUGAGGUGUGGGGAGCUGUGGUAGGCUUUUGAGGGUAGGCCCCCCAAAGACGUCCACAUCGCUGUGAACAUGUCAUCUUAUGUGGUAAAAGAGACUUUGAGAUUAAAUUAAGGGCCUUGAAAUGAAGAGAUGAUCCUGGACUACCCAGAGGAGCACAACGUAAUCAUAAGGGUCCUUAUAAGAGGGAGGCAGGAGGGUAAGAGGCAGAGAAGGAGAUGUGGCCAUGGGAGCAGAGGGGAGAGUGCUGCAGGACCACGAGCCAAGGAAUGCGGGCAGCCUAUAGAAGUUAGAAAAGGCAAGAAAACGGGUUCUUUCCUAGAGCCACCAGAGGAAUGCAGCCCUGCCAAACCCAUUUUGAACAUGUGACCUCCAGAACUGUAAGAGAAUAAAUCCGAGUUGUUUUAAGCCACUACAUUUGUAAUAAUUUAUUGCAGCAGCAACACUAACACAGGAAACUAAUACAGGAGCCAAGGUUCCCCAAGCUCUUUCCAGCUCUGCAGACAUGUCAAGAUGGCAUCACCAAGGCAUUGGCAAGGGUCCGUCUGGCCCUGGGCCCGAGCAGGACUGUACACAGUCCACCACGCAUGCUUGGAGCCUGCCCUCAGCAACAUGCAAUUCAAGAAGAGAGACGCUGAAGCUCCAGGAAACCCAGGACAGGCCCAUCAGGUAUCCUGAGCACUGAGCAGCACAUGCCUGGGUGAGGCGGGGGCAAAAUCUGGGCAUAGUCCUAGGGGCGCUGGUAAGGAGGCAUU